UUCGCAAUUAACCACUCGCAAAGUGUUCAUCAGUUCUUUUAUAUUUGUUAGAUUCUUGAAUUUGGGUUUGUCAGCAUCCUUGUUCCUUUUCUUCUUCUUUUUUCUUUUACUCUCCGCGCCGACUACGACAAAUCAUGGCUUCAGAGAAAUCGAUGCGAGAGUACGGCGCUGCUCAAAGCAGUGUGUACCUCAUUACUUCAGAUGGCCGAACCUUGGAGUUGCCUAUCCCUUCGCGAUCACCUAAUGACCCACUCAGGUGGAGCCUGUUAAAGCGGAUCACUGUUAUGGGCGUAAUCUCUCUCUUUACAAUCGUUGGCUUGAUCCUAGUACAGGGAACAAGUCUUCUGUUAUUAGCACUGGAAAAUGAAUAUUCUCCGGAGAGUAUCAAACCGCUGCGACUCGAUGUCCUCUCUUCCAUUCCUUGUCUUUGCUGGGGAAUUGGAGCAUUGACGUGGGUACCGCUCUCGAUGACAAUCGGCCGCAGACCAGUUCUCCUGCUAGCCACACUCAUUUUGGCUGGGGGUACAUUCUUAGCAGCAGUGUCACGGAGUUUCUACUUGCAUCUCAUCGCUCGAUGUCUUCAAGGGCUAGCAGGAGCCGUGUCGCCGAGCACAAUGAUAUUGACGGUAAUUGAUUUGACAUUCAUCCAUCAACGCCCUCAAUGGAUUGGGCUUUUCUGGUGUAUGACCACUGUGUUCUCUGAUCUCGGCCUUACCCUCACUCCAAGCAUAAUUUCUGCCGGUGGCUCCUGGAGAGCCUUUUACUGGACAUGGCUGGGUCCAUGCAUACUGCUAAUCCCUCUGGCGUUAUUCUGCGCUCCCGAAACCUCCUUUAAGCGACCACCAAUGGCGUUUGACGGGCAUAUCAUAUCCCAAACCGACACCGGGAAAAUCACAAUCUAUCCCACUUGGGAAGAAGUGCCCGGCGGUAAGCCUAUGCCAGACGAGCCAGCACCGACUUGGAAAACUUCCGCUUUCCUUAAGAACAUCACCUUCGGCACGCAGUCCGAAACAGGCGGCUGGCUCGCUAUGAGGGCUUUCCCAAGGCAACUCAUGUUUUGCGCCUCCAACCCACUCGUCCUCUGGGUCAUGCUUCUCAACACUUUCGUGUUUGGAGGUAUGGUUAUUACAUGCCAGACCUACGUCCUGGUUCUCACGUCUCCCCCGUACAAUUUCACCUUCAAUCAAAUCGGCCUUGCGAAACUCAGUCCCGGCAUCGGUGCCUUGCUCGCUUACCCUGCCUCGGGGAUACUGACUACAUACCUAAUCCGCGUCCUCGCUUCGCGAAAUCGCGGAGUCAGAGAGCCAGAGCACUACCUCCCGUCAUUCUUCCUCCCCAUAAUCCUCAGUUCCGUCAGCCUUGCCCUCUUCGGCAUUGCCACCGAGCGACGCUGGGACUGGCGCUGGAUCCUCCUCUUCGUCGGCCUAGACUAUCUCAGCGCCAUCGCAACAUUCUCUACCAACGUCGUCUGGGUCACCGAAUCAUUCCCCAAUUUUGCAGGCGCUGCUAUCGUCGUCGUUGGUGCUGGGAGCUAUGGGACAAGUUUUGUGCUGAGCUCGGUUAUUGCUCCUUGGAUUCAGGAUCAGGGACUGGAGAUGACUUAUAUCGAGUUGGGGGUUGUGACACUUGUGCUGGGCUUCUUCGGGUUUCCGAUUAACUUUUGGGGGAAGAGAUAUAGGGAGUAUAUUUAUGCGAGGUGGAGUAGUACGUAAUUUCAAAGGGUUUGUUGUGGUGCUGCAAGGGGUCCUUGUUGCGAGGCAAUGACGUGCACCUUUCUGUCUUUACACAUCUAUAUUUGAUAUUUGCAAUUAUACCGUAUAGUACAUACCCCCAAUUUUUCUAUUUUGCACACAAAAAUUUCAGUUAUAAGAAUACGAGUCAUGUAGUAUAUUCAAAACUUGCC
Messenger RNA from Hyaloscypha bicolor E, 1903 nucleotides. RefSeq names its product MFS general substrate transporter. The transcript is spliced from 3 exons. NCBI's taxonomy places the organism in Eukaryota, Fungi, Ascomycota, Leotiomycetes, Helotiales, Hyaloscyphaceae. Gene Ontology annotation, molecular function: transmembrane transporter activity. The coding region runs from base 135 to 1712 and encodes 525 amino acids. Gene Ontology annotation, biological process: transmembrane transport. The record is from RefSeq and is a predicted model, not a curated record.